AUGGAGUUGGGAGAGCAGGAACACAAAUCUUUCCCUGGUGCCACGGCUGCAGAGUGUGCCUCCAACCUGAAGAGAAUCUACCAAGUGCAAACAGUGCAGAUAUUCUGGAGUGUGUACAAUAAUAUCCCCCUUGUGACCACCCUGCCUGUGAGAUGGAGCUACCAUUUAAUGAGAGGAGAGAGGCGACCUCUUUGGGAAGACGAGAGUAAUGCAAAGGGCGGCGUGUGGAAGAUGAAAGUCCCCAAGGCCAGCACGUCCACAGUUUGGAAAGAGCUGUUGUUAGCCACCAUCGGGGAGCAGUUCACCGACUGCACAGCGGCAGAUGACGAAGUGAUAGGAGUCAGUGUUAGCGUUCGGGAACGAGAAGAUGUCGUCCAAGUCUGGAAUGUAAAUGCCUCUUUAUUGGGUGAAGCAACUGUGUUAGAAAAGAUCUAUGAACUCCUGCCCCACAUAUCUUUUAAAGCAGUAUUUUAUAAACCCCAUGAAGAGCAUCAUGCUUUUGAAGGUGGACGUGGAAACCACUAAUUGCACUCUGUAAAGAAUUCUUUGUCCUUUGCUGAUUGGUUUUGGAAACGGUCUUAACAGGAGGGAGAGUGAAGGAAGAGAAGACUUGCCGAAGCCCGAUGCUGGUCAAUUUAGAGUGGGUUUCUGUGCUUGCAGACUGGGCAAUUAGAGGACUCGCAGUGGCAGGUGGGGUGGGGGAGAUGCUGUGGGUUUCUGCCUUCAUAUCACUUGCUUUGUUUUAUUUUUUUUUGAUUUUUCUUUUUUGGCUUUUCCUUGUUUUUUCACUCCCAAGUAUUCUUUUUUAAUUUUUUGCCUUGAAAAUUUCUUCAUUCAGGCUCAUUAUUUUCAACAGUCGCCUUUCAUUGAGGCACAGGAACUCAGUUUCCCUUUGAGUAACUCUGCUGUACCUAGUUAAUGAGAGUAUACAUCAUCAUGACAAUGCUGCUUUGAAACCACACUGUAGGGGAAGGAAUACUAGCUUGGUGAAACCUGUCUUUUGAUUAUUUGUUGUGACACAUUCCUGCGUGCUAUGAGCUGGGCAUUGUUGUUGUUGUUGCUGUUGUUGUUUUUUGUUUUUCUUUUUCUGUCCCAGAGAAAAGAGAAAAAAAUCAUAUUCAAACCUGAUGUUGCAAGACAGCACACACAUCUUUUGUUUUGCCUUCUUAAAACUUCAGAGGUAAAGGAAAAAAAUUGGUUUGCCUGCAUCAGGAUCAGAAUUACACUUUAGGUUUUUGGAUUCUUUGUGCAAAUAUUUCUAACCAGAAUCUCAAUCCGGUCUUUUCAAUGAAAGAGAAGUAGUUGCAGGCAAUUUUAUCCAGUGGUGAAUGUGAUUUUUCUGACUUAAAGUGGAAGUGAUAUUUUUUUUUACAUGUUUGAUUUCCACUUCUUCUAAAGUAUAAGGGUAUUUAUUCACUUGGGACUUUCCAGAUGAAUUCUAAUACGUUUUGUAAAGCCAUCUCCCCUUCCCCUCCUCUUAGGUAUCAUUUCUGAUACUCCACAGCCCUCUAGCCUUAGGUGCCUUCCCUCCCUUUUCAAGCAGGAGCAGGAAACUUAAGUCUCACAUCCAGGCUGCAUGAAAACACUCAUAAAGUUGAACUUUGCGUGCAUCCUGUUCAUAUUAAUGAUGAGACUUGUUGUUAUGUACUGCAUUGGACUACCAAAGAAAUACUGGCUUCAGUAGAAGGAACUCUUGGAGCCCUGAGACCCAUUUGGAACAUGCCGAUUUCCCUGUCUUAACUUUGUGCCCAGCUUCUUGGUGCUUUUACCUGAGAAGGAGUGGGGCCUUUUGAAAGCCCUCAACAGGCUCACUCCUGAUGGCUUCUUGUGGGAGCUGUGGGAAAUAGUUUGCACUUAUGCAUUUCUCCAAAGGGUGGUGCAUUAGAACUCCCUGGAACUCGGGAUUUUUAAUACCUCUUGGAAAUGUUGAGCAGCAGAGAGAGGCAGAACUUCUCUCAGCCUCCCUCUCACAUGUAUUUUGUCAAUAAAGUUUCCCAUUCAAAUGUU
Dipodomys ordii (Ord's kangaroo rat) is the source of this 2007-nucleotide messenger RNA. RefSeq names its product eukaryotic translation initiation factor 4E family member 3 (gene Eif4e3). The record is from RefSeq and is a predicted model, not a curated record. The coding region runs from base 1 to 525 and encodes 174 amino acids. Gene Ontology annotation, biological process: translational initiation. The transcript has 7 exons. Gene Ontology annotation, molecular function: translation initiation factor activity; RNA 7-methylguanosine cap binding. Gene Ontology annotation, cellular component: eukaryotic translation initiation factor 4F complex. NCBI's taxonomy places the organism in Eukaryota, Metazoa, Chordata, Mammalia, Rodentia, Heteromyidae.